Penicillium maclennaniae is the source of this 1125-nucleotide messenger RNA. Its product is annotated as cobalamin-independent methionine synthase II family protein. Gene Ontology annotation, molecular function: zinc ion binding; 5-methyltetrahydropteroyltriglutamate-homocysteine S-methyltransferase activity. The transcript has 4 exons. Lineage: Eukaryota; Fungi; Ascomycota; Eurotiomycetes; Eurotiales; Aspergillaceae. The record is from RefSeq and is a predicted model, not a curated record. The coding region runs from base 1 to 1125 and encodes 374 amino acids.
AUGGCCCCCCAACUUCAUCAGAGACCUCCUUUCCGCGCGGAGCACUUGGGCUCGCUGCUGCGUCCCCAGCAGCUUCUGGACACCAAGACCGCUCAGGAGAAGGGCGAAGUUUCCGAUGCUAAGCUCCGCGAGGUCGAGGCUCAGGAGAUCAAGAACAUUGUCAGCGUCCAGAAGGAGCUCGGCUAUCCUGCCGCGUCCGAUGGCGAGUACUGCCGUCACAUGUUCUGGGGUACCUUCUUCCCCGGCUUGGAUGGCUUUGAGGAGGUCACCGAAUUCGACCAGGACAUCUUCCGCCCCUAUGCACCCGAUAUUGCUGCUUUCCUCGAGGCUGGUCACAAGCCCGGUGAGACUGUUCUUUGCACUGGCAAGAUUAAGCACGUUGGUAGCACCUAUGUCGACCAAUUCAAGUACCUCGCCAGCCUGGUGCCCGCUGAGGAGGUCAAGAACUUGAAGAUCACUCUUGCCGCACCCAACUGGUACCACCUGCGUUACCGUGAGGGCAAGGCCUACCCCAAGAAUGUGUACAGUUCUGAUGAGGAGUACUUCGGCGACAUCGCCAAGGCCUACCAGGCCGAGCUGAAGAUCCUGUACGAUGCUGGAUGCCGCAACGUGCAGUACGACGACCCCAACCUGGCCUACUUCUGUUCCGAGAAGUUCCUCGACGGAUUCAAGGAGGACCCCGCCAACGUGUACACCGCAGAUGUCAUGUUCGAGAAGUACAUCAAGCUGUACAACGACUGCUUCAUCGGCCUUCCCGAGGACAUGCACAUUGGAGAGCUGAACGUGCACACUUACUAUCUCGAGUACGACACCGAGCGUGCCGGUGGCUUCGAGCCCCUCAAGCACCUUCCCACUCACAAGAACGUUAUUUUGGGCGUGGUCACUUCUAAGUUCGCCACCAUGGAGGACAAGGAGGAGAUGAAGAAGCGUGUCAUCAAUGCCGCCAAGAUCAUUGCCGAGGGCAACAACAUCACCCUCGAGGCUGCGCUGAACCAGGUCGGUGUCAGCCCUCAGUGUGGAUUUGCUUCUCACCGUGAGGGUAACGCUAUUGAUUGGGACGGCAUGAUCAACAAGCUCAAGUUGGUUCGUGAGAUUGCCAACGACGUCUGGCCCGGUCAGCUUUAA